AUUUUGUAUAAGCUUUAAGAACUCGCUAUGUAUACACAUAAAACAUGGUAUACACUGUGUGAUGGACAUGAUGACUUUGAAGGAAGAGGUGGCGGCUAAAGUAGUGGCGAUAGGGACGCUUUUUGUUACCCGCUUUCAAACCCAACUUUUUUAACGUUCUUCCACAGUGUCUCAUGUGAUUAAUUAAUUGACGGUCAUUGGUCGCAGAAGUGUUUUACGGGCCGAAGUUGAAAGGUCAUGGGUCAAAGUAGGAAGUGGUUAUAACUCAGGAAACUGCUCUUCUUAUCAGCCUUAUGGUGGCUGUUGGAGUAAAAACUUCAGCUGAGUUUAUGUAUUAUUGGAAUAGUGGCAGCCAUUUUUCUUCAUUGCAUUUCUCCAUAGAGAGUACUAGCACUCUCCGAGAUAUAUAAGACCUUUGUGUGUCCUAUUCUUUUCAUUUAAAAUUAACUUAGUAAAAGGUAGGUGUAAUUACACAGUGUUACAACGGUUCUUUGAAACAAAUUACGUUGGCUUGGAAAGAAACAUUAAAUGAAAACAGUCAGCAAGUUAGAACACUUUGAAGGAAACUAUUUAAAAAUAGUCAACAAGUUAGAACACUUUGAAGGAAACUAUUUGAAAACAGUCAGCAUGUUAGAACACUUUGAAGGAAACUAUUUGAAAACAGUCAGCAAGGUAUUACACGUUGAAGGAAACGAUUUGAAAACAGUCAGCAUGUUAGAACACUUUGAAGGAAACUAUUUGAAAACAGUCAGCAUGUUAGAACACUUUGAAGGAAACUAUUUGAAAACAGUCAGCAAGAUAGAACACUUUGAAGGAAACUAUUUGAAAACAGCCAUCAAGAUAGAACACUUUGAAGGAAACUAUUUGAAAACAGUCAGCAUGUUAGAACACUUUGAAGGAAACUAUUUGAAAACAGUCAGCAAGGUAGAACACUUUGAAGGAAACGAUUUGAAAACAGUCAGCAUGUUAGAACACUUUGAAGGAAACUAUUUGAAAACAGUCAGCAAGAUAGAACACUUUGAAGGAAACUAUUUGAAAACAGUCAGCAAGGUAGAACACUUUGAAGGAAACUAUUUGAAAACAGUCAGCAAGGUAGAACACUUUGAAGGAAACUAUUUGAAAACAGUCAGCAAGGUAGAACACUUUGAAGGAAACUAUUUGAAAACAAUCAGCAUGUUAGAACACUUUGAAGGAAACUAUUUGAAAACAGUCAGCAAGGUAGAACACUUUGAAGGAAACUAUUUGAAAACAGUCAGCAAGGUAGAACACUUUGAAGGAAACUAUUUGAAAACAGUCAGCAAGGUAUUACACGUUGAAGGAAACGAUUUAAAAUACAGAGUAGGAUUUCAGUUUUUCAUAACUUACAAAGUGAUGAUCUCCAUCCACUGUGGGUUUAAGGAGGAUUUAACGGUCCUCGUUUUCUUCUUUAAGCAGUCCCCACUCUCUGGAAUCAGCUUAACUUUCACGUACGGAUCUGAGAGUCCGUUAGGAUCCAUUGGAAUCAAAUUCUGA
Limulus polyphemus (Atlantic horseshoe crab) is the source of this 1512-nucleotide messenger RNA. RefSeq lists its product as uncharacterized. Lineage: Eukaryota; Metazoa; Arthropoda; Merostomata; Xiphosura; Limulidae. Bases 529 to 1512 code for a protein of 327 amino acids. The transcript has 2 exons. The record is from RefSeq and is a predicted model, not a curated record.